AUGCCCCGAGUCACCAGCCCCACCUCCGCGGCCGGCGUGGCCUGCACCAGCGACAAGGAAUUCUCCCACCUUGUGCACAAAGAGGGUGUUUUGUUGAGGGCGGUCCCGCGGCCCCGUGAACGUGCGCAGCCCGAGACCCGACCUUUCCCGGCGCAGGUCGUGCAGGGAGCUGUGACCACCACACGCCGCACGAUGAAGAUCGCAGGCCUCGCCCUCUUCGCGAUGGUCUUUGUCUUCGCUUUCUUCGGCUGGCCCACGAACCUCCUGGAGGAUGCAGCCACGCACAGGAGGGUCCUGGCGGCACUGUUCAUCACUGGCAUCACGCUCGUCGCGCUGGAGGACGUGCUCCGGCUGGACAAGUCGGCGAUCAUGCUCGUCCUUGCGUCCGUGAUGUGGACCUACCACGCUGCGGGCAUUCACGCCAGGUCUGCGGAAGGCCACGAGCUUCUGGAGGAGGAGCUGAUGAAAGGGCUCUUCGAGGUCGGAAGCGUCAUCUUAUUUCUGCUGCCAGCCAUGUGUGUGGUUGAGUCCAUCGACCACAUGAACGGCUUCGCCGUGGUCACGGCUUUCAUCGUGCGCCGCACGCAAAACAAGGCUGGGAGGCUGAUGCCCAUCGUCUGCAUCAUCGCCUUCUUCCUCAGCUCGGUGAUCGACAACCUCACCGCCACGAUCGUAUGCAUCAAAAUUCUGCAGCGGGUGGUGCCCCACAACCAGGACUGGCGCCAUAGCUGCGGAGGCGUCGUCGUGGUGGCGGCAAAUGCCGGAGGCGCCUGGAGCCCGAUCGGCGACGUGACCACCACCAUGCUCUGGAUUCAGCACAAAGUCUCCACCGCAGGAAUCAUCACAUGGACCUUCGUUCCUUCCAUGGUGGCUGGCUUCAUUCCCCUCUUCGGCAUCUGGUGGCAGGCCCGGCGGUGUGGGCCGAAGUUGCAGGAAGGCGUGGCGCCGCCAUGCGAAGUGGUUGCGCCGAGCCGGAACAGCAUCAUUGUCCUGCUCGUUGGUUUCGGCUGCAUCCUCAUGGUGCCCGUAGUGAAGAUGGUGACCGGGCUGCCUCCCUACCUGGGCAUGAUGAUGGCGCUGGGCUCCUUCUGGCUCGUGACGGAGAUCUGCGACCUCGGUGCAGAAGUGGCGGCGCGGGACGAAGAGGCACCCGAGGACAAGGAGGGCCCCGCGCACCACUCCCGCCGGGGCGUGCCUGCGGCGCUGCACAAGGUGGACAUCAGCAGUCUGCUGUUUUUCACCGGCGUGCUUCUGGGUGUGGCAGUUCUCGAAGCUGCGCAGGUCCUGAGCCGAUACUCCAAGUUCAUGCGUGAGGUCACCUUGGACAAUGAACUCCUCCUCUCCGGCCUCCUGGGCGUGUCGUCGGCCGUGGUCGACAACGUUCCGCUGGUGCAGGCUUCUAUCGAGAUGUUUGAGGAGCCUGUGGACGAUCCUCUUUGGCAGCUUGUCGCACUGGGGGCCGGCACAGGCGGCUCGAUGCUUGCCGUCGGCAGUGUGGCAGGCGUGACCCUGAUGGGCCUGGAAGGGGUUGGCUUCCUCUGGCAGGGUGGGGGAGCGAAAGUUAUCUUUGUAUCCGAAUUCUCCUUCCUCCACGUCCGCGGGCGGCAAGCGCAGCGUCAAGGUGCCCCCAGGCACAUGUCCUGGAAAAGCGCACCGGAAUACAAGGGACAGUACUCGCAGCAGCAUAGCAAGCGGGUGCAAAAAGUGGCGCUAGAGACGCUUGAGGUCGCCAUGGAGGCGCCUGGCCCGGUGGCGGUGAAGCCGCCGCCCCUGGCGGCUCAGGGGCAGCUCGAGCUUCUGAAGGAAGAGGGUGAUGGUUUUCUGCGGAUUCCUGCGCCGAAGGCAGCCGGACCGCCUCCACCACUCCCAGAGCUGCCGCCGGGGAUAAGCCCCUCAGGUGAGUACGACCAACUUCCCGUGGAGUUCUUCCUCGACGAGGACGUGCAAGGAUUUCCAGAAAUCGGAAAGCUUUCCCGGAAGCCGACAUGA
Molecule: messenger RNA, 1989 nt
Organism: Symbiodinium natans
Lineage: Eukaryota; Dinophyceae; Suessiales; Symbiodiniaceae
Source: the annotation of a GenBank genome assembly